This is a messenger RNA of Hemicordylus capensis (graceful crag lizard), 2182 nucleotides long. It is a transcript of the gene KLF2, whose product is annotated as KLF transcription factor 2. Bases 357 to 1625 code for a protein of 422 amino acids. The transcript is spliced from 3 exons. Gene Ontology annotation, biological process: regulation of transcription by RNA polymerase II. The record is from RefSeq and is a predicted model, not a curated record. Lineage: Eukaryota; Metazoa; Chordata; Lepidosauria; Squamata; Cordylidae. Gene Ontology annotation, molecular function: DNA-binding transcription factor activity, RNA polymerase II-specific; RNA polymerase II cis-regulatory region sequence-specific DNA binding.
CGCCCCGCUUUGUGCGGUGGGCCAGGGCAGCUGCCUGCCCGGCGCCCAGCCCUCGGACUCGGAGCAGGAGCCUCCUCGGCCCGCCGGCCUGCUGCGCUGCCUCCCGGACUUCUGCGCCUGCCGCCGUCUUGGCCUCUGCUCCGCCUCCUCUGCUCCGCGUCCUCCUUUUAUAGUGGGGCUAAUUUUAGGCCGGGCCUCGGCAGCGGCAGCAGCGAGUCCUCCGGCUCAGGCAGCUCCCCCUCCCGCCCGGCCGGCCGGCUGACGGACGGACCCGACGCGCUUCCUGAGCCGCCCUCUUAAAAGCGGAGCGCCGGGCCGAAGCCGGCAGAACGACCCAGAGGACGAGCCACCGAGCCAUGGCGCUGCUGGGCGGCCCCCCGGCCCCGAUCCUGCCCUCCUUCGCCUCCUUCUGCAAGGAAAGCCACGCACAGCUGCUGCUGCCGCCGCCGCCCCAGCACCAACGCUGGCCCUGCAGCCUGGAGGCCAAGCUCCUGCCCGGCGCCUCCUGCCCCGGCCCGGAUCCGCUCGGCGGCCCCAAGGACGACGAAGAGCUCAGCAGAGUCUUGGAUCUAAUCCUUGCCAUGGGCGGCGGCGGCGGCGGCGGCGGCAGCAAUGACCAGGACGCCGGCGGCGGCGGCGGCGACCACAGCGGCCUCUUCGGGCACCCGGCCGCUCCCCGCGGCGACGACUACGGGGCGGCCGUCCUGGACAGCUUCUACGAGGCGAUCCCGCAGGCUGGAUGCUACCGGUCGCUGCAGAGGGGCAGCCCCCCGCCGCCUUACGGCUCGGCCCUGGCCCCUGAACUGGAGGCGCCCUACCCGCUCCCGGGCUGCGGCGGCGGCGAGAUCCAGGGGCGCUUCUUCCUGGCCGCCGGCUUCGGGGCGCCGCCUCAGCAGCAGCAGCACUUGGUGGAGGGCAUCAAACCCGAACCGGACCUGGACAGCUACGGACCCCUGGUGGGGAUGGGGCCCCCCCAGGCCUGCCCCAAGAUCAAGCAGGAGGGCAGCCCCCCCUGCAUGAUGGCUUGUCCCCCGCAGCAGAUCCCGGGGGCAGAGACCCCGCCGCUGAGCCCCGACGACCUGGCGCACCACCCCGGACAGCAUCUGCUCUGCCCCUCGCAGCCCGGCUACUGCCCCGCCCCGCCGCCGGGCUUCCCCGCGCCCCUCCACCACCCCCAGCGGCCCCUCCAGUACCAGAGCGCUUCCCCGUUCGGCCUCUUUGAGGACAGCCUGCCGCCCUGCCAGGCCUCUGCCCCGCCGACGCAGCCGCCUCCGCGGGGCCUGCUGACGCCGCCCUCCUCGCCGCUGGAGCUGCUGGACGCCAAGCCCAAGCGCGGCCGCCGCUCCUGGCCCCGCAAGCGGACUGCCACCCACACCUGCACCUACACCGGCUGCGGCAAGACCUACACCAAGAGCUCCCACCUGAAGGCGCACCUGCGCACGCACACCGGCGAGAAGCCCUACCACUGCAACUGGGACGGCUGCGGCUGGAAGUUCGCGCGCUCCGACGAGCUGACUCGCCACUACCGCAAGCACACGGGCCACCGGCCCUUCCAGUGCCACCUGUGCGACCGGGCCUUCUCCCGCUCCGACCACCUGGCCCUGCACAUGAAGAGGCACAUGUAGCCCGCCGGGCGAGGAGAGGGAGAGGAGCGCGUAGCUGGUACUCCUGCGGCCGGGCGGAGGAGGCGGCGGCGGCGGCUGGACCCCGCGCUGCUUCCCGCAGAGGCCUCCGACCCACCCGGCUGAGGCCGGGGUCCCUGGAGCCACGCGGGGAUGACGAGGGCUGGCCGGGGGUCAGCGCUGCCCGCAACAUAAGCUGGGAGAGGACGGGGGGCAGAGCUCGGCACCCCCCUUUAGGUGGGGGGGGCCACCACCGGGGAGACCUGAAGGGCUGGAUGUUGGGAGAAAUGGCGGGGGGGACGGACUGUCCAGCCGAGGGGCCCCCUGAAGCUCCCCCGACACGCUCACGACUGCCGCGGCCGACACUAGGACCCCAGGGCCUGCGGUCCUGUUCGACGCCUUUUUGUACCGAAGUGUGUAUUGUAAAUAGUUUGAUGCGGAAGCGCUGGGAUUCUGCCCCUGGGAGACACGAUGGGUCUUUUGCCUACCCUUUGAUAGAACCGCGAAACUUCUAACGUUUUCGAACAGAGUUUUGUAAAAUAAAAGCCAUUCCGAGUGGA